Molecule: messenger RNA, 1054 nt
Organism: Etheostoma cragini (Arkansas darter)
Lineage: Eukaryota; Metazoa; Chordata; Actinopteri; Perciformes; Percidae
Gene: haao
Product: 3-hydroxyanthranilate 3,4-dioxygenase
Exons: 11
Coding region: 126-989 (287 amino acids)
Biological process (GO): 'de novo' NAD+ biosynthetic process from L-tryptophan; quinolinate metabolic process
Cellular component (GO): cytoplasm
Molecular function (GO): 3-hydroxyanthranilate 3,4-dioxygenase activity; iron ion binding
Source: RefSeq, a predicted model, not a curated record
UCCUCCCCCAUUGGCCUAUCCUCACUUCUGCAUUUUGGACUUUCAGUCUCAAUCGCUUUGUUUAAACAAGUCAGACCAGCAAACUGUGAGAGAAACAUAAUACUGCAGCCCAAUCGGUUUGUAAAAUGAGCAACAUACCUCCUGUGUUAAAUGUGGAACACUGGAUUGCAGAGAACAAGAAUGCUUUUUUGCCACCAGUGUGCAACAAGCUCAUGCACUUUUCCCAGUUGAAUGUCAUGUUUGUUGGAGGUCCUAAUACCAGGAAGGAUUAUCACAUAGAGGAAGGGGAGGAGCUCUUCUACCAGGUGAAGGGGGACAUGUGUCUAAAGUUGAUAGAAAAUGGCAAACACAAGGAUGUGCACAUCAAGGAGGGAGAGAUGUUCCUGCUCCCAGCUCGGAUCCCCCACUCCCCUCAGAGACAGGCCAACACUGUGGGACUGGUGGUGGAGAGGAGACGGCUGCUGACUGAGACCGACUGCCUGAGGUACUAUGUGGACAACACCACUGACAUCCUAUUCGAGAAAUGGUUCUACUGUGAGGAUCUCGGAACCCAGCUGCUGCCAAUAAUCACAGAGUUCAUGACAUCACAGCAGGGGAAAACAGGAAGACCUGAUCCAAAUGAAGUCUUCAGAGAACCUCCGUUCCAGAUGAACCCCCUGAACGUGAUGUUGCCCUUCUCCUUUAAAGACUGGCUGGACAAACAGAGGCCGUCCCUGGCCAGCGGCAGGCCCGUCGACAUGUUCGGAGCUCAGUUUGAGACGGAGGCAAUAGUGUUUGGACCUGGGAGGACAGAGACAACAGUGCGGCAAAGUGAUGUGUGGAUUUGGCAACUGGAGGGAUCCUCAAGAGUUAGUAUGAACGAGCAGGAGUUCUCUCUUUCUGCAGGAGACAGUUUACUCAUCCCUGGACACGUCCAGUACCUGUGGCAGAGAGAGGAGGGGACCGUGGCCCUGUUUGUGGUCCAAAACCCUGAGCGGAAGAGACCCUGACCCCCACGUGCCAAGUCACACACACACACACACACACAACAGCUUAAAAUAUGUGCAAUACUCUG